Penaeus indicus is the source of this 3054-nucleotide messenger RNA. RefSeq names its product threonine synthase-like 2. Gene Ontology annotation, molecular function: pyridoxal phosphate binding. Gene Ontology annotation, biological process: dephosphorylation; 2-oxobutyrate biosynthetic process. Lineage: Eukaryota; Metazoa; Arthropoda; Malacostraca; Decapoda; Penaeidae. The transcript has 8 exons. The record is from RefSeq and is a predicted model, not a curated record. The coding region runs from base 1 to 1389 and encodes 462 amino acids.
AUGUCAGUUAUUAACUUCAAAAUUAAAACCUGCUUUGAUUUUCUAGGGUAUGCUAAAGAUGGUGGUCUUUAUAUGCCUGAAGUCAUCCCAAGACUGAAUGAAACAGAGGUAAAAGAAUGGUCAACACACUCUUAUCCAGAUCUUGUGUAUCUUAUUUCACGCAAGUUCAUUUCGGAAGAAGAAAUUCCUUCGCAUGCUUUGAAAGAUAUCAUAAAUGGAAGCUUAAAGAGAUUCCGUACACCAAAGAUCAUCGAGAUAGAAAGGUUAGAAGGAGGCCUAAAUAUUGUGGAACUCUUUCACGGGACAACCUUAGCAUUCAAGGACUUGGCUCUCUCUAUCGUGGGAGGAUUACUUGACUUCUUCUUGAAGGAAAACAGUGAACAUGUCACUGUUCUGAUAGGAACUUCAGGUGACACAGGCAGUGCAGCCAUAGAGAGUGUGCGAGGAAGAGAGUCCAUUGAUAUUGUGGUCCUCCUCCCUCAUGGUCGCUGUACUCACAUUCAAGAACUACAGAUGACAACUGUGAUAGAAGAUAAUGUACAUGUUUACUGUGUUGAUGGCACAUCUGAUGAAUUGGAUGAGCCAAUCAAACGUUGUUUUGCUGAUGAGGAACUUGUUGCUAAGCACCGAUUGAUAUCCAUUAACUCCAUCAACUGGGGUCGCAUCAUGGCUCAGGUUGCUCACUACUUCUACACAUAUUAUCAUCUCUGCUCCUCUGUAGGCCAGCCUGUGAAGAUUGUAGUGCCCACAGGUGCAGCUGGCAAUAUAACAGCUGGAUGUCUUGCCCAGAAAAUGGGUCUUCCUAUUACUUUGGUGGCUGGAGUCAAUACCAAUGACAUUGUUGCCAGAACACUGAGUAGUGGAGACUUUUCCAUCAGAGAGAAUGUCUUCCAGACUCUGGCACCAGCAAUGGACAUACAGGUCCCCUACAAUGUAGAGAGGUUGAUUUACUUGCACACAAAUGGAGAUACAAAAAGAGUUAAGGAAGUAAUGGAUUCUUAUGAAGAGGUUGGGAAGGCUGCUGUACCUGAAGACAUCUUGAGGAGCUUGAAGAACAUUGUGGUUGAUACACUUGUAGUAGAUGACUCCCAGAUAACAGAAGUAAUGAAGAAGGUUUACAAAGAACAUAACUACAUCCUGUGUCCACACACAGCAACUGCAGCAGCCUACCAUUACAUUAGCAAGGAAGAGAACCCACGUGGCUAUAUUGCAACAGCUUCACCAGCCAAGUUCCCAGAGGCAGUAGAGAAGGCAGGGGCACAGCCUGUCACAGAGGGUAUCAGCCACCUGGAAGGCCUCCCAACAAAAUUUAUGUGGAUGAAGAAGGGAGAGGAUUGGUACUCCAUUCUUCGCAAUAGGAUAGAAGCAAUCUCUUCCAAGAGGGAGUAAAGAAGGAAAGGAAGUUGCAUAUUCAUGAUAAUUCUUUUUCUUGUUGGUAAUUCAGGGAAUGUGCAUUAAUGUACUUGAAAAGGAUAAAAGUGUGUUUUUUUAAUAAAUUGGGUCCAUUUUUCCAAAUGCACCCAAAAUAGUUAUAAUGAUAAUACUGAUAGUAAUAAUAGAAUGAUGAUGAUGCUAAUAAUAAUGAUGAUGAUAACAAUAAUGAUGAUAAUAAUAAUAAUAAUAAUAAUAAUAAUGAUAAUAAUAAUAAUAAUAAUAAUAAUAAUAAUAAUAAUAAUAAUAAUAAUAAUAAUAAUAAUGACAAUAAGGUAAAAAAAAGAAGUCCAAUGAGAAAUAAUAUUGCCAAAAGGAUUUUUAUAAUUCAUAUCAAAUGUGUUGAAAUGCAUUCAUAAGUUACAAUAUAUGAGGCAAAUGAUAACAUGUUAUAUAAUAUGUUAUGUUGAGUAGUAGCAAAAUGGAUUUUUUUUAUUCAGCAGUAGUUCCAAAGGACUGGAGAAAAUUCCAAAUAGUACAUAAUACUAUUUGGAAUAUCUAAGAGCAGAUCUUUCACUGGACAUUCUUUACAAUAGAAGGAAGCCUGCCAUUUUUGUACCACCCAUACUCAAAUGGUCAUUCUGUGAUUGAUAUGUUAAUACUAAAGAGACAAAGCAGUCUCAACAGUAUUACUUGUUCUUUUAUUACCACAGUAAAUGCUUGUUGUUAGUAUUGUGCACAAAUCAUGGUAUGGUAUGUUAAGUUUCAACUUUUAAGGAAUAGCCUUAUACUAGUCCUGUUACUUUCAGUCAGAAAACCUGUUGACUCAGUGUUUUCUAAUUCUGAAUAUUGUGAUAUUUUCUUUAGCAGCUUGCUACAAAAUGCCAAAGAGGCUGAUACACUUUUUGUUAAACUUCUUGAAAGUAUAUGCAUUGCUGUAAAGUUACCACACACUUGUUGAGUGAUUUUUUUUCUUUAUUGACACUAUCCCUUGUUUCUGAAUUGUUGGUAAGUGACUUUAUAUUUCAUAUUUCUAUUUCUGCAAACUUUUUUUUUUUUUUUUGCAGAGCACACCUUAGUUUCCUAUUUGUUUAGUCAACCACAAGAUACAUAGUAUAUUGCCUUAAAAUGGACUUCUAAACUUGCCCAAAGAUCAAUUAUGACUUUCUUAUUAUUUGUAUUUGUCAAAGUACCCAGUACACAAAGCUGAUCUUCUACAGUCAGACUCUCCACACUCCUCCCUCCAUGCAACAUUGUCUUUAAAUUGAGGGUUAGAAGAAAUCAACUCAUGACAGUUUUUUUUCUUUGUCAAUGCACUUUGUCAAUUAUAAUUCUAACCAAGAUUUUGUAAUAACAGAUUUGUGAAUAUCAGUAUUGCAGAAACCCUCUUUUGCAUAUUCUGAUGUUUGCAACAGAUUCCUCUUUCCAGCUGCAUGCCAUAAAUUUUAUUGUAGAAUAACUAAGUAUCAUGAAAGUGAUAUUCCCAAUUUCAUGGGAAUAGUUACAAAGUUUCUAAAUCAGUGCAGAUCAUCUUGGUGUACAGUACAGUAAUAGAAUAAUAGUUUUUAAAGAGUAAUUGUUAGAACCAUAUAUGCUAAAAUAUGUUAUCAGAUAUUUUUUUAUGAACACACUGAUUUUCCCAGGAUGAGCAUGUUUUACUGAAAUAAAUUACAUAAUACAAAA